AUGGCCGCGCCCGCCCGCCGUCUGUGCCACAUCGCUUUCCAUGUGCCCGCGGGGCAGCCCCUCGCCCGGGACCUGCAGCGCCUCUUCGGCUUCCAGCCUCUGGCGGCGCGGAAGGCCGGCGGCUGGCGGCAGCUGGCCCUGCGCAGUGGCGACGCAGUCUUUUUGGUGAACCAGGGCGCGGGUCCCGGGGAGCCGCUGUACGGCCUGGACCCGCGCCACGCCGUGCCCAGCGCCCCGAACUUGUGCUUCGACGUGGCGGAUGCAGAAGCCGCAGCCCGGGCGUUGGCCACGCGUGGCUGCCGCGUGCCGGUGCCACCUGUUAGCGUGAGGGAUGCGCAGGGCUCCGCCACCUACGCUGUAGUCAGCUCGCCCGCCGGCAGUCUCAGCCUAACGUUGCUGGAGCGCACCGGCUACCACGGGCCCUUCCUUCCUGGCUUCGGGCCGGUGCCCGCCGCUCCUGGCCCCAGCUGGGUCAGCCACGUGGACCAUCUGACCUUGGCCUGCAACCUCGGCAGUUCCCCCACACUCGCGCGCUGGUUUCACGACUGUCUGGGCUUCUGCCCCCUGCCGCUGAGCCCAGGUGAGGAUCCAGAGCUGGGCCUCGAAGUGGCAGCAGGGCCCGGGCGUGGAGGACUGCGGCUAACCGCCCUGCAGGGUCCGCCAGGCAGCGUUGUCCCCACCCUCGUGCUGGCCGAGUCCCUGCCGAGUGCUGCCAAAGAACAGGACCAGGUGGAGCAGUUCCUGGCCCGGCACAGGGGACCGGGUCUGCAGCAUGUGGGGCUGUAUACGCAGAACAUCAUAGAGGCCACUGAGGGGGUGGCAGUAGCCGGUGGCCAGCUCCUGACUCCACCUGAGGCAUACUACCAGCAGCCAGGAAAAGAGGACCAGAUCCUAGCUGCAGGGCAUGAACCUAGACUUCUGGCCCAACAGGGUAUCCUGCUAGAUGGCGAUAACGACAAGUUUCUGCUUCAGGUCUUCACCAAGUCCCUUUUUGCAGAGGACACCUUCUUUCUGGAGCUGAUUCAGAGGCAGGGGGCUACAGGAUUUGGCCAGGGCAACAUCAGGGCCCUGUGGCAGUCUGUGCAGGAGGAAGCUGCCAGGAGCCAGGAAGUCUGA
This is a messenger RNA of Carlito syrichta (Philippine tarsier), 1116 nucleotides long. RefSeq names its product 4-hydroxyphenylpyruvate dioxygenase like (gene HPDL). NCBI's taxonomy places the organism in Eukaryota, Metazoa, Chordata, Mammalia, Primates, Tarsiidae. The transcript has a single exon. Gene Ontology annotation, molecular function: 4-hydroxyphenylpyruvate dioxygenase activity. The record is from RefSeq and is a predicted model, not a curated record. The coding region runs from base 1 to 1116 and encodes 371 amino acids. Gene Ontology annotation, biological process: aromatic amino acid metabolic process.